GACCAGCUCACCGACCCCAUCAACGCCUUAUCCGAGAAGUGGAAGCUUCUGCCUGCUUUCCUCAAGAUGAACGGCUUGGUGCGGCACCACAUCGACUCCUUCAACCACUUCAUCAACGUAGAGCUUAAGAACAUAAUGCGCGCCAACGAUCGCGUCACGAGCGACGCGGACCCGAACUUCUACCUCAAGUACCUGGACAUCCGCGUGGGUGAGCCCAACAUCGAGGAAGAUUUCACGGUAGGACGUCGCACGACGCCGCACGAGUGUCGACUGCGGGACAUGACGUACUCUGCGCCGAUUGUGGUCGACAUCGAGUACACCCGCGGCCAGGAACGCGUCCAGAGAUCGGACUUCCCCAUCGGCCGCAUGCCCAUCAUGCUGCGAAGCGCCAAGUGCGUGCUGGCGGACAAGACGCACUUCCAGAUGUCCCAGCUGAACGAGUGCCCUUACGAUCCUGGCGGCUACUUCGUGGUGAACGGCGUCGAGCGCGUCAUACUGAUGCAGGAGCAGCUCUCCAAGAACCGUAUGUUCGUCGAGGAGGACCGCAAGACAGGAGUCAUGUGCCAGGUCACCAGUUCCACGCACGAGCGUAAAAGCCGCACCGUCAUUGGUGCCAAACAAGGCCGCUACGUCCUCAAGCACAACUGCUUCACGGAGGACAUUCCGGUGGCCAUCAUAUUCAAGGCCAUGGGCCUGGUGUGCGACCAGAGCAUCGUGCAGAUGAUUGGCACCUCCGAAGACGUCCAGGCAGCGAUAGCUUUAUCACUAGAGGAGAGUCAUCGUGUCAAAGUGUUCACGCAGACACAAGCCCUGCAGUACCUUGGCAACAGGCUCAAGCACCGGCGCAUGCAGUUUGCGGGAGAAGGGGAAGCAGGUGGCGGUGGCAGUCAGCGCAAGUCCAGCGUCGACGAAGCUAGAGAUAUUCUCGCCAACACUGUGCUGGCUCACGUUCCGGUGGAAGACUUCAACUUCCGCAUCAAGUGCUUCUACCUCGCCAUCAUGGUGCGGAGGGUGAUUGACGCCCAGUCCAACAGGGAGUUGAUCGACGACCGCGACUAUUACGGCAACAAGAGGCUCGAGCUUGCCGGCUCCUUGUUGGCGCUUCUUUUUGAAGACCUGUUCAAGCGUUUCAAUGGGGAGCUCAAACUGGUUGCAGAGAAAUGCAUCCCGAAGGUUCGGGCAACGCAAUUCGACGUGGUCAAGUACAUCCGGCAGAACUUGAUUACCCAGGGACUGUCCAUGGCUAUUGCGACGGGAAACUGGACUGUCAAGCGAUUCAAGAUGGAGCGCAUUGGAGUCACACAGGUGCUCACACGACUCUCCUACAUCUCGGCCCUUGGUAUGAUGACGAGGGUCAACAGCCAGUUCGAGAAAACUCGAAAGGUGUCCGGUCCCCGUUCACUUCAGCCAUCCCAGUUUGGCAUGCUCUGCCCCAGUGACACACCCGAAGGCGAGGCCUGUGGUCUCGUCAAGAACCUCGCUCUCAUGACCCACAUCACCACCGACGUAGACGAGGCGUUCAUAGUGCGGCUACUCCGGAACCUCGGCGUUGAAGACCUGCGACUCCUCAACGGCGAAGAGCUCUCCGAUUCGUCGGUUUACCUAGUCUUCCUCAACGGCAACAUACAGGGCGUCACCCAAGACCCCGCACGCCUACUGAAGACGCUUCGCCUCCUUCGUCGGUCGGGCCACCUGUCGGAGUUUGUGUCCGUGCACACUAGCCACUUGCAGCGCUGCGUGUACAUCUCGGCCGACGGCGGUCGCAUGUGCCGACCGUACAUCAUCGUCGAGAAGGGGCGCCCCAAGCUAACCAACGCACACAUCGAAGACCUCACCAGGGGGUUCCUGUUCUUCAACGACCUUAUUCACAGAGGCAUCGUCGAGUUCCUCGAUGUGAACGAGGAAAACGACAGCUACAUUGCACUCCGUGAGCAGGACAUUACGUUGCAGACUACGCACCUCGAGAUCGAAGCCUUCAGUCUGCUUGGAGUCUGCGCAGGCAUCAUCCCGUAUCCACACCACAACCAGUCGCCGAGAAAUACGUACCAGUGCGCCAUGGGCAAGCAGGCAAUGGGUACCAUCGGCCUCAACCAGCGGAACAGGUUUGAUUCUGUCAUGUACCUCCUGGUCUACCCGCAUCGGCCAAUGGUCAAGACCAAGACCAUAGAGCUCAUCAACUUCGAAGAGCUGCCUGCCGGCCAGAACGCGACUGUCGCUGUAAUGAGCUACAGCGGUUACGAUAUCGAGGAUGCCAUCGUAAUGAACCGGUCGUCUAUUGAUCGCGGCUUCGGUCGGUGCCAGGUGUACAGGACGCAGAAGUGCGUCAUCAAGAAGUACACAAAUCAGACGAGCGACAAAAUAAUGGGACCGCUCGUAGACAGCUUCAACAUGAUGCCGGUGUGGAAGCACCAGGUCCUUGACGAUGACGGCAUAGCGCGCCCGGGUUCGAGAGUCGAGAAUCGGCAGGUGCUCAUUAACAAGUGGGUUCCCGCUGCUAGCGCCACUGCACCCGAAACUGCACCUCCAGCACAAGCGGAGCACAAAGAGAUACCCAUGGUGUACCAAGGCCUGGAGCCCGUAUAUGUGGAGAAGGUGCUCAUCACAUCCAAUGCGGAGGAGUCGUUCCUGAUGAAGCUGCUUCUGCGGCAGACGCGUUGCCCUGAGAUCGGCGACAAGUUCAGCAGCCGACAUGGCCAGAAGGGCGUGGUCGGCCUCAUUGCACAGCAGGAGGACUUGCCUUUUAAUGACCAAGGCAUCUGUCCCGACCUGAUCAUGAACCCGCACGGAUUCCCCUCCCGCAUGACGGUCGGCAAGCUCAUCGAAUUGCUGGCGGGCAAGGCGGGUGUCCUCCAUGGGAAGUUCCACUACGGCACAGCCUUUGGCGGAUCUAAGGUGCAAGACGUCGGUGAGGAGCUGAUCCAACGUGGGUUCAACUACUUGGGCAAGGACUGCCUGACCUCUGGCAUCACGGGGGAGCCUCUGUCGGCGUAUAUUUACAUGGGCCCCAUCUACUACCAGAAGCUGAAGCACAUGGUCAUGGACAAGGUGCACGCCCGAGCACGAGGUCCUCGGGCCGUGCUCACUCGGCAGCCCACCGAAGGUCGGUCACGCGACGGAGGACUGCGGCUGGGCGAGAUGGAGCGCGACUGCCUCAUCGGACACGGUGCCAGCAUGCUGCUCCUAGAGCGCCUCAUGCUGUCCAGCGAUGCCUGCGAGGUGGACGUCUGUCAAAAGUGCGGCCUCCUGGGCUAUUCCAACUGGUGCCACUACUGCCGCUCGUCGAGUACCAUCUCCACUUUGCGGGUUCCGUACGCGUGCAAGCUGCUCUUCCAGGAGUUGUUGUCGAUGAACAUAUUUCCGCGGCUUGAGCUAAAAAGCCGCUGCAGUAGCCGCAGCUUUGCUUCGACUAAGCAUUGAGAGUGAGUGACCGUGCGUCCAGGU
Molecule: messenger RNA, 3441 nt
Organism: Rhipicephalus sanguineus (brown dog tick)
Lineage: Eukaryota; Metazoa; Arthropoda; Arachnida; Ixodida; Ixodidae
Product: DNA-directed RNA polymerase III subunit RPC2
Exons: 6
Coding region: 67-3417 (1116 amino acids)
Biological process (GO): DNA-templated transcription
Cellular component (GO): RNA polymerase III complex
Molecular function (GO): ribonucleoside binding; DNA binding; DNA-directed RNA polymerase activity
Source: RefSeq, a predicted model, not a curated record